AUGACAAGAAGUGGUUGUAUCUUCACACCACCCUUUUUAAGGAAGGACGUAGUUGGCAAUGAGGGAAUAACAACAGGAGAAACUAAAGAACUCUUGAAAGAAAAGGACGUGCAAACACAAGAAGGACCUAAAAAAGAGGAAAAGCAAGAAAUAUCUGAUGUAGAGGCUUGUGAGUUUUUAAAGUUCAUACAACAGAGUGAGUACAAAGUAGUAGAACAAUUGAAAUGCAUGCCUGCUCAGAUUUCCCUUUUGGAGUUACUUAUGCAUUCAAUCUCCCAUAGAAAGAUGUUAAUGAAGAUACUCAGCAAAGCUCAUGUGGAUCAGAAUAUUUCCCUAGACAAGUUUGAGGGAAUUGUUGGCAAUAUCACUACUAAUAAUUACCUCACCUUUACUGAUGAUGAGAUACCUACUGAAGGUAGAGGACACAAUAAGGCGUUGCAUGUAUCGGUGAAAUGUUUGGACCAUGUCAUGGCAAGAGUUUUAAUUGAUAAUGGUUCCUCAUUAAAUGUGAUGCCAAGAUCGACGCUAGAAAAAUUGCCAUGUGAUGGUAUGCAUAUGAAGCCGAGUGCCAUGAUUGUAAGGGCCUUCGAUGGAAGCAAGAGGGAAGUAAUGGGAGAAAUAGAGUUGCCAGUUCAGAUCGGUCCUUGUAUCUUUCAAAUAAUAUUUCAAGUCAUGGAUAUUAUUCCAGCUUACAGUUGCUUGUUGGGUCGCCCUUGGAUCCACUCUGCGGGAGUGGUGCCUUCAACGUUACACCAGAAACUGAAAUACAUAAUGGGUGAUAAACUGGUAAUAGUGUCAGGUGAGGAGGACCUCCUUGUGAGUGGGCCCUCAUCAUCUCAUUACAUUGAAACAGCAGAGGAAGCCUUUGAGACAGCUUUCCAAUCACUGGAAAUUGUGGGGAAUGCAUAUGUUGAACCAUUUUCGAUGAUCCCACACAUGUCUUGUGCUUCCCUCAUGAUGGCCAAGGUUAUGCUGAAAGAGGGUUACCAAUAUGGAAAAGGGCUUGGUAAAAAUAACCAAGGGCUAACUUUCCCCUUAGAGGUCUUUGAAAACAAGGGUAGAUAUGGUUUGGGGUACAAGCCUACUAAAGAAGACAAGAGAAGGUUGUUCGAAGAGAAGAAGGAGCGAAUUUUGGCUCGCAUAGAAGGUCGAGAACGAAAGAUAGGGAAGAUUCAAAUCUGUGACAUCAAGAAAAGUUUCCACAGUGCUGGAUGGGUUAACACUUGUCAGAUAUCAGCUAUCGAGGGAGGAAGUGGAUCUGAAAGUUGGAACUUCGUGCGAUCUUGCCCUACAGACGUGCAGCUGAACAAUUGGGAGAUAACAAAUUUACCAAUGAUGUUUAAUUUGGGAAAAAUAUAUGAUGAUGGAUGUUUUGAAAAUGUUAAUGUCGAUUUCCCUAAUUUUGAGCACCUCGUUGAUAAUAUUGAAGGUGAUUAUGAGGAUGAAUGGGAACCUUCCCCUGAAAUGUUGAGAUUAGUGGAACAAGAAGCUAAAGAGAUAAAACCCCAUCAAGAGAAUGUUGAAGUGCUCAAUUUGGGAGAUGUAGAAGAGAUAAAAGAAGUGAAAAUUGGCACUAGCGUAAGGAAAGAAAUACGAGAACAAUUGUGUGCUCUACUAAAGGAGUUCAAGGACGUUUUUGCUUGGUCAUAUAAUGACAUGCCAGGAUUGGAUACUAACAUAGUGCAACAUAAACUCCCUCGCAAGCCAGAGUGUCCUUCCGUCUUGCAAAAGUUAAGGAGGAUGGAACUAGAGAUGUCCUUGAAAAUUAAGGAAGAAGUAAAAAAGCAAUUUGAUGAUGGUUUUUUGGCUGUGGGGAGAUAUCCCCAAUGGGUAGCAAACAUCGCACCUGUGCCUAAGAAGGAUGGGAAGGUUCGAAUGUGCGUUGACUACCGAGACUUGAACCGGGCCAGUCCAAAGGAUAAUUUUCCAUUACCUCAUAUCGAUACUAUGGUGGACAAUACGGCCAGAUUCUCAUUGUUUUCAUUUAUGGAUGGUUUCUCGGGUUAUAAUCAGAUCAAGAUGGCGGUUGAGGAUAUGGAAAAAACUACCUUUAUUACAUUGUGA
Vigna unguiculata (cowpea) is the source of this 2064-nucleotide messenger RNA. RefSeq lists its product as uncharacterized. NCBI's taxonomy places the organism in Eukaryota, Viridiplantae, Streptophyta, Magnoliopsida, Fabales, Fabaceae. Gene Ontology annotation, molecular function: nucleic acid binding. The record is from RefSeq and is a predicted model, not a curated record.